AUGCCACUACUCUGCGGUGUGGCUAGAAUCAGGGGCAGUGACCAGUCCCAGGGGACGAAGUCCAUCCCCAACCUGCCGCUGGUCCAACCCCAGGUUAGCCCGAGUUUAGGGCGGAGUUUCAAGAAAGCGCACAGCCCAGCUCUGGGGCGGGGCCCAGCAGGGACUGCAACCAAUGGAGCCGCGUUCUCGUGGGCAGGGGCGGUCCCGAAGGUGGGGCCUUGCCUGUUCCGGGCGUCCGUCACCCGUCACGACCAGCAGCUGCGCACCGCCCUGGACGAGCUGGGCCGCGCCAAGGACGGACCGGUACGAGAAAGCGAUUUCCGUCACGACCAGCAGCUGCGCACCGCCCUGGACGAGCUGGGCCGCGCCAAGGACGGUGAGAUCUCAGCUCUCCAGGAGCAACUCCUGACCUCCGAGGCCGCUGUCCACAGCCUGCAGGCUGCUGUGCGCCAGAGAGAUGAGCUCAUUGGGCAGCUGUGGCCCCGAGCCGAGCUGCUGCAGGACAUUUGUCACCGGCGGCCACCCUUGGCCGCACUGCUGACUGCCCUGGCUGAGGCUGAGCGUCUGGGGCCCUUGCCGGACAGUGCACCUGGCCACCUGCUUCCUGGUGGGCCUGGGCCGCCCCUCGCCAACAGCACUGUGGAGGAGGAGGAAGAGCAGGAUGAGGGUCACCUCCAGCCUGCUGUGUUUGGGACCACAGUGUGAGCCCUGGAGCAGGGAUGCCAGAGCCAACACAGACGGUGCCUUGGGGACUUCCUCCCCCGGGGGACUGCAGGGCAGAGGCAGGAUCCUGGCUAAGCAACAGAAGAAGCUAAAAAGGCCACGUUUUCAAGCAGGCCACAUGCAGAUGUUUAGCUCACACAAGUUACAAAGAAAAUGGAACUUUGAAUCCAUCGCUCUUGUUGAAAAGCUGACCGUACUUUAGCUAAAUCUGGAUUCUGGCUUGAGACCGGGCUGGCUUUGCCUGAUCCGAGUCCAGGCAGGGCCCCCACAUUAGCCAGGGUGUGUGUGAGCUCCCUUCUCCCUGCACCUCAGAACUCUGGUGGGGGCCGGUGGCAUCAGGUCCCACAGGAUUUGAGCUUCUCUCUUCUUUCCCCUUUUGUCUCGAUUUGUUGUUGUUGUUGUUGUUGUUGCUUUUUGAGGUAAGA
This is a messenger RNA of Fukomys damarensis (Damara mole-rat), 1148 nucleotides long. RefSeq names its product vimentin type intermediate filament associated coiled-coil protein (gene Vmac). The record is from RefSeq and is a predicted model, not a curated record. NCBI's taxonomy places the organism in Eukaryota, Metazoa, Chordata, Mammalia, Rodentia, Bathyergidae. The transcript is spliced from 4 exons. Bases 1 to 705 code for a protein of 234 amino acids.